AUGGACUCGCAAAGCAGUGACGAUCUCGGGUCUACAGCGCUAGCGCACUGGCUUGCUGCGUAUAGCGCCCGAGCUGCCGAUCUCAAGCUGCCCUCUGAUACCGACAUCGUACUACAUGAUCUAAGUGUCAAUCGAACUACAGCUUUGCGAGGUCUUUUGGACGCAGAGGUCACUGGCCUGCGCAUCGUCAUGAGCAAGAUCCUUCACACUCGCAACCGGCUCUCCACGUGUGAUAGCCUCCCUUCCGAGAUACUCGAACACAUAUUUAUGGACCUCGCGGGCCAGUCGCCUAUGAGUCUAGGUUCGAAGGAUGGGCCUGUGGCUUUAGGCUGGGUGAAUGUUACACACGUGUCCCGGCGAUGGAGGAAUACUGCCAUCAAUUACGCCGCCUUGUGGUCAACGAUUGCUUUCGAUAUAAGCCAACCGUGGCCGGUCUUUCUCGAGCGCUCGAAGGACGCACCGCUCACUAUAAUCGAUGGCAGUGGACGCUCUCCCAAUGCCAAACACGUUGACGAGCUUUCGGCUCACAGUCAACGGAUCAGGGUUUUAUCGUUGGGGCGGACAAAAUUGUCCUCGCAAUGCAUCGCUGCCCUCGGACGCAUGCUCCACAAGCCACAUCUUGCCCUCCAUACCAUCCUCAUCGAAGCAGGCGGCCACUCCUCGUCGUUUGACGACAUCCUUCCGCCCGAUCUCAUGUCUCGCGUCAUACCUAAUGUUGUACAUCUUGACCUGAGAUCGAUGGGGUUGCCUCUGGGAGCCAAUGCGAAUAGCUUGCAGUCGUUGCAGCUUAGCCACUCUCACAAAUCACGGCCCACCGCAUAUACCAUCGAAGAUCUCCUGGAUACGUUGCGCCAUUCGCCCUCGUUGCAACUCCUUUCAUUAGGAUAUAUGAUGCCUGCCCCCGAUGACGAGGCGCACGAUCUACAUGCGAAUCAUGUAUCACUGCCCCAUCUCAAAGUACUGUCUCUACAGGAUCAAGGCAGGCUUUGCACCAUCAUUUGGUCGCUUCUCGAUGUGCCAGCCACAACCGAAGUCCUGAUCAAGGAACAGCCAGGCUAUGAGCUAUCCACUGUACACGACAUUCUCGCACCUUUCAGCACUCAUUCCCAUCGUUAUCUUAAUCAGCCGACUCCUCCAGACUUGCAGUUGGACAUAGACGUCUAUGUCCGCACCACCACUACGUUGAGGCUCAUAUGUCCUGGCAAGAGACAGCGCUCUAUUCCGACUGCCGGUACUACACGGACGUACACUCCCAUGCGUUUGAGUGUACUGACACCCUCAUUCAAACGCCAGGAUCACGACGUACUCUGUGUAUCCCUCCCAGCGGCAAUACCGACAGAGCUCAUCAAGGAAAUACGCUUCAAUUCGCAGUAUCAUGGGGCCUGGCCUUCAUUCACGCCCCGGGGCAUCCGCUCUAUGUUGUCCGGCAUGAAAGCUCUGUCAACCCUUGAGCUUAAGGGCCCAUUCGCAGGAUAUGUUUUGUUGGCUUUGUCCGGUGACGAUGAGCAGGCACCCGUUGCGCCCACCCUCAAGCAUCUACGGGUAGAUGCAGUCUGGUUCUAUGAGGAGGUUUUGCCUGGCAGGGCCGGAUCGUUUCUCGAACUUCUCGACCACACCCUCGAUACGCGAUACGCCAGACACGGUCUCGCCUUGGAGUCACUGUCAGUCAGAUCGUGCAAUGAAAGGGCAGAACCGGCCACAAAAGUAGAGCAUCUGAAGGAUCCAGGGAGAUGGGGAGGGCGUACGCGGGUGAGUACGUACGAGAUGGUCGAGCCGUUCAGUGAUUAG
Molecule: messenger RNA, 1788 nt
Organism: Peniophora sp. CBMAI 1063
Lineage: Eukaryota; Fungi; Basidiomycota; Agaricomycetes; Russulales; Peniophoraceae
Source: the annotation of a GenBank genome assembly